CGCAGGUUGUCGCGGUAUUUGCUCCGACAUUUCGUGAUCUGGCCGAGCGGAGGGAGCAUCGCAGAGAAGACCGUCUCCUUGUUAAUGAAUUAAAGGCAUUACAGAUCUGUUUGUUGACAGAUUGAUCGGUCGUUCAACCUGUUGUUUAGCGGUCAGUAUGGCAGUAGUCAUCAGGCUGCAGGGUCUGCCCAUAGUGGCCGGCACCAUGGACAUCAGACACUUCUUUUCUGGCCUCACCAUCCCUGACGGGGGCGUGCACAUUGUGGGGGGCGAGCACGGCGAGGCCUUCAUCGUCUUUGCCACUGAUGAGGACGCCCGGCUGGGGAUGAUGCGUAUGGGUGGGUCCAUAAAGGGCUCCAAAGUGUCGCUGUUGCUUAGCAGUAAGACAGAGAUGCAGAAUAUGAUUGAGCUGAGCCGCCGCAGGUUUGAGACCGGGGCGGCUGCUGUGGAGACAGCCGCACCUACGGCUGGGAAUGCCAACCGACAGGCAGGCCCCGCCCCAAUACCCACCGUGGGCCAGCCGGGGGCCGGAGGAAGGAGCAGCAGCCAUGGUAACCAGGGCUUUGGUAAUGCCCAGCCCUCAGUAACAGCAGCAAGCUCAUCUCAGGAGCCACAGGGCAACAAGGCGGUGGCCAGCCUUGCCAGCGUCGCACCCAGCUUCACCAACAGCUACAGCUCCGCCCCCACCAUCACCACGGCCAUGGCCUCACUCAACUCAGGACCUCCACCCAUCCCUCCCCUUCCCAGCAUGCCCUCUAUGCCACCCAUGCCCACACUGCCCACCAUGCCUGUUCCUCCCCCUGUCUCCUCCCUCCCUCCUGUCCCUACUGUCUCCCCCCUCUCCCAGGGACCCCCAGUACCUCCCAUGUCCCACCUGCCCCACAUGUCCUCCCUGCCCCCCUUCAAUCCCUCUCUGCCUCCUCCAGCUGGUCUGGGCUCUGGUCUCCCUUUGGGAACCCCCAACCCCAUGCUUUUCAACCCCCUCUCCCCCCUGGCCUCACUUGGCCUCCAGGCCCACAUGAAGGCCGCCGCUGCCGCCGCCGCCACAGCAGGUGGAGUAGCCAAUCCAGACGAGCUGUUUGUCCUCCUGCAAAACCUGCCGUUCUCCUGCUCUGAGGUGGAGGUCAGGGAGUUUUUCCGAGGUCUGGGGGUGGAGGGUGUUCGCCUGCUGAGGGACGGGCAGGGCCGACCGACUGGCAGGGCAAUGGUCAAAUUCUUUGCACCCCAGGACAGCUUUGAGGCAGUAAAGCGGGGCGGUGGCAUGAUGGGUCAAAGGUUCAUUGAGAUUUCUCCAGCAACUGAACGGCAGUGGGCCAGCAUCAACGGCAGCACGACAGGCCUUGCCCCUCACAACAAAUCGCACAACAGUAAUGAGUCACAGGACCAGCAUCACCGUGGCAAUGCUGGGCCGGGGGCGGGAGGUAGGGAUCAGCGUGGGAGGUCACGCUCUCCUCACCGUCAGGAAUUCUGCAUCUACCUUAAGGGCCUUCCAUACGAAGCUGAGAAGAAACAGAUCCAGGAGUUCUUCAAGAAUCUGGCUAUUGUAGAGGACAGUAUCUACAUUGCUUACGGGCCCAACGGGCGAGCUACAGGAGAAGGAUUCCUGGAGUUCAAGACAGAGCAGGAUUAUAAGACUGCUCUGGGUGCUCACAUGCAGUACAUGGGGAGCCGCUUCAUCCAGGUCCACCCAAUCAGUCGUAAGGGAAUGCUCGAAAAGAUUGACAGCAUCCGCAAACGUUCCGUGGCCCAGGGUGAUGGCAAGAACCAGGACGGGUCAAAAGCUCCGAGGAACUGCGCCCACAUCACUAACAUCCCAUACAACGUCUCCAAGAAGGAUGUCCGCGCCUUCCUGGAGGGAGUGGGGCUCUACGAGGACAGCCUAAAGGUUCUGACAGAUAACCACGGCAAUGGUUUGGGCCAAGCCAUCUUCCAGCUGCGGACAGAGGAGGAUGCCCGCAAGGCCGAGAGGCUGCACCGCCAGAAACUCAAUGGCCGCGAUGCCUUCGUCCACCUUGUCACAUUUGAACAGAUGAAGGAGAUUGAGAGAAAUCCUCCUCCACAGAACAAGAGGGGCCAGCGGAACCAGAACCAGAACCAGCAGAACCAGAUCCAGCACCAGCCCAGCCAGCCCAGCCCCCAGCAGCCCCAGAUCAAUCCAUUUGCUGGGAUGAGUGGAGAGGAGUUUAACUUUCUUAGGAACACUAUGGGUAACCUCAACAGCGCCCCUUUUGUCUCGCCAUUCUCAGCUCCAGGGAAUGGGCUGGCAGGUCCUCCUCCUCUCCCUCCUCUGGCCGCAGGGCUUGGGGAGGUCAGUCUGGGUGUAGCUCCUCCACUAGUAGCUGGUUUACCUGGAGCUCCAAUCCUGGAGCCGCCAGGCUUCCGACCAGGAGCUGCAGGAGGAGCUCCAUUCGGCCAGGAUGGGCUGAGAGGCCUGGCACCUUUCGACAACACAAACAGGAAAGGAGCGGGAGGACAGAACCGUGGGGGCGGGGCAAACAGCAACCAGAGUCGCCCAGGGGGUGGGGCAGGAAGCGGACAGCAGGUGUUUGGUCCUGGAGCCGAAGGUCUGCGGAACCAGCCAGCCACCGGCGGGCCCAGCAAUGCCAGCAGUCAGCGUGGCACUGGUGGGCCAACCAUCGUGAAGCUCCAGAACAUGCCCUUCACAGUGACGGUGGAUGAGAUAAUGGACUUCUUCUAUGGUUACCAGGUGCUGCCCGGCUCCGUCUGCCUGCAGUUCAGUGAGAAAGGCCUGCCGACAGGUGAGGCCAUGGUGGCCUUCCAGAGUCAUGAGGAGGCCGCUGCUGCCGUCAUGGACCUCAAUGAUAGACCCAUUGGAGCACGCAAGGUCAAAAUCAGCCUGGGCUAGAACCCAGAACAGAACGGACCAUCAAGAACCAACCCAUCAUGAACCAAGCCCUCUCUGCCCAGUCCAGAAAACAUUUUGUCUACUGUCUACCAAUCAGUACUGAAGCUCCGCCCCCUGUGUUAGGUAAAGGCAGGUAAGCCCCUCCCCUGCAGUCUGUCCAGGAAGAGAAAUCUAAUCGAUUCAUUCCUCUUUCCCUCAGUUCCUCCUCUGACUCUGAUAGCACAAACUAACUGCUUUCACUUAAUGAUGAUGAUGAUGAUGAUGAUGGUUACUGUGGCAGCAAUCUUUGGCCACUCCUAUUGGUCUUGCAAAUUCUGUAUAUGACAACACAGCUUUUUGUCAAAUCAUGUACAGAGCUGGAGCACACCUGAACUCACCUGUUGUGUUGCGACGAUGAUGAUGAUGAUGAUGAUGAUGAUGAGGCUGACAAGCGUUUUUUUCCCCCCAUGGUAUGAGCUUAACCUGUGCUGUGUUGCUGUGGUAACGUCUAUAUGCUCCGUUGCUAUGGUAAAGUUUAUAUGCUCUGUUGCUAUGGUAAAGUCUCCAUGCUCUGUUGAUAUGAUAAAAUGUUUUCAUGUUUUAUGCUCUUUUUUAUGUUCUGUUGCUAUGGUAAAAUGUAGACGAAAAGCUUUGUUACCAUGGUGAAAUGUUAUGCUUUGUUGCUAUGGUAAAAUCAUUACUUGCUCUGUUGCUAUGGUAAAAUUUUGAUGAAAAGCUAUGUUGCCAUGAUCAAAUGUGUAUGGUGUUUACCGAGGUAAAAUGUUGACAUGCCCUGUUGCUAUGGAAAAAAAAAUACUGACAUCAAGGUCUGUUGCUAUGGUAAAUUUUGCCCUGUUGCUAUGGUUAAAAAUGGCUGAAUUGCUGUAACAAAGUGUUGAAGAAUGCGUUGUUGCCAUGGUAACGUGGACCACAGUGCUCUCUGUUGCUGUGCUGUGGAUGUGGGGUGCAGAGUGCUGACUCAUGUUUGUGCUGUAAAUAAUGACUUGUGUUGCUGUUUGGAAAACUGCUUCCUCUUCCAGUGUUGGACGCCACCGCACAUGCUCAGUAGCUGUGUGGACUGUUGAGCUGUAAUGACCUGUAGUCUUGUGUCAUUAUAGUGUUUUAGUGUAGUAGCUUUUUUUUUCUGUCUGUAUGAUAUGAUCUUUGUGUACGUUUGAUAUUUUUUUGAUUUGAUUUCCUGUCAGUGUACAUACAACCAACCAACUUCCAUGAUGUGGAGUCUCCUUUGCUUUGGCCAAUAAAAGGACAUUCCUGAUGCAAAUGACCUCUCCUUCA
This is a messenger RNA of Myripristis murdjan (pinecone soldierfish), 4141 nucleotides long. It is a transcript of the gene rbm12, whose product is annotated as RNA binding motif protein 12. Gene Ontology annotation, molecular function: RNA binding. The record is from RefSeq and is a predicted model, not a curated record. The transcript has 2 exons. NCBI's taxonomy places the organism in Eukaryota, Metazoa, Chordata, Actinopteri, Holocentriformes, Holocentridae. The coding region runs from base 158 to 2866 and encodes 902 amino acids.